AAGCCAUACUGUUCUUCACCACUCACCAGCAAGGCCUUUGCUAGCUCUAUAAAAGAGACAAGUGUCCUGCACGUUUCCAAAUCCCGACUCAACCCUUCUCUCAACUCUAUCGUUUUGCCGCGUUUUUGCUGCUAGGCUAUAUAUCUCUUAAACCCCCAACAAAAACAAAUAUUUUUCUUCAAAACUUUUGCAACAAUGGCUAGUCCAAGAUCAAGGCCGUGGAGUGAUUACAACACAAGCCAUGGCCACGAAGCUUGGUCUUCUUCAUGUCCCUGCAAACCGGGAAUUCCCAAUUACAGUUUGAACUUGAAGAAUAUGAGAUUUGGGACAGCCGGGUUGGCUCAUCUGUGGCAGAAAAUGGGAAAGAGAUCAAGAGAAAGGUACUUGGUAGCUCAAGGGUACGGUUCAGAAAGUCAUGAAGCUUAUGUUAUUUCCCACAAAGACAAGAGAUUCGUGAACGCUCUCCGGGAAGUUCAGCCGUAUAUUUUCCUCAACAGAGGCCGGACAUUUGUCGUGGUGGUCUCCGGCGAGAUUGUUGCUAGUCCUUACUUCGAUGCCAUAAUUCAGGAUAUUGCUUUUCUUCAUCACCUGGGGAUCAAGUUUGUUCUUGUUCCAGGGACCCAUGUCGAAAUCGAUACCCUUUUGGCUCAGAGAAGCAAGAGUCCAAAGUUUGCUGGUCAGUAUAGAGUGACCGACUCGGAUUCUCUAACAGCUGCAAAGGAAGCUGCUGGGAAGAUUUCUAUGGACAUAGAGGCCAAGCUUUCGCCCGGACCGUCCAUAUGCAAUAUUCGUCGGCACGGUGACAGUAGUCGUUGGCAUGAAGUUGGCGUCAGUGUAGCUAGUGGUAACUUUCUUGCAGCCAAGAGGAGAGGAGUCGUUGCUGGUGUUGAUUAUGGGGCAACAGGUGAAGUUAAGAAAGUGGAUGUGGUUCGCAUGCGGGAGAGGCUUGAUGCGGGUUGUAUUGUGCUAUUGAGCAACCUUGGUUAUUCGAGCUCUGGAGAAGUUUUAAAUUGCAACACGUAUGAAGUUGCAACAGCUUGUUCCUUGGCUAUUGGAGCAGAUAAGCUUAUCUGCAUAAUGGAUGGUCCAAUUCUUGAUGAGAGUGGACGUCUGAUUCGUUUCUUGACUCUUGAAGAAGCAGACAAGUUGAUUCGUCAGCGGGCUAAGCAAAGUGAAAUAGCCGCUAGCUAUGUGAAAGCUGUUGAUGAAGAAAAUCUCCAUUAUCUUGGACAUGAUAGUGGGAAUUUUCUUAAGGAAAAGCAUAUUCCAAGGUUUAACAAUGGUGUUGGUUUUGAGAAUGGCAAUGGAUUGUGGUCUGGUGAACAAGGUUUUGCAAUAGGGGGUCACGAGCGCCAAAGUCGAUUAAGCGGUUACCUUUCAGAAUUGGCUGCUGCAGCCUUUGUUUGCAGGGGAGGUGUUCAAAGAGUUCAUCUGUUAGAUGGCACUAAAGGGGGAGUGUUGUUGUUGGAAUUAUUUAAAAGAGACGGAAUGGGGACUAUGGUGGCAAGUGACGUUUAUGAAGGAACCCGGAUGGCUAGGGUGUCGGACCUCUCCGGAAUAAGACAAAUCAUACAACCUUUAGAAGCAGCUGGCACAUUGGUUACGAGAACUGACGAAGAGCUACUUGAAGCAUUGGAUUCUUAUGUUGUUGUCGAAAGAGAAGGUCAAAUUAUUGCGUGUGCUGCUCUUUUUCCUUUCCAAGAGGAGAAAUGUGCAGAGGUGGCUGCUAUUGCAGUUUCUCCGGAUUGCCGUGGACAAGGACAGGGAGAUAAAUUACUUGAUUACAUGGAGAAGAAGGCAUCUUCUCUUGGAUUGGAAAAGCUUUUCUUGCUAACAACCCGAACUGCAGAUUGGUUUAAGAGACGUGGAUUUUCUGAAUGUUCAAUUGAAUCAAUACCAGAGAAGCGGAGGGAAAAGAUUAAUCUAUCCCGUAGAUCCAAGUAUUAUAUGAAGCAGCUGUUACCUGAUACGAGCGGAAUUACUGUUGAUAGGGUGUUCUCUUGAGGCUCUCAUAUCCCUGCGGCGUGUUUGUGGGUUAUGAGUUUUUGAGUCCCAAUCCACCAUCUUCCUUUGGGUUCACUUUCGUAGAAACUACGAGUCUACGAGUAUAAUCAAUCAAGUUUCUGAUGAUAUGUAAUUUGAGGAGGUUCCUGGAGUAGAAGUAUAGAAUAAUGUAAGACAUGAAUUAUUCCGAAGAAGUUAUAAAGAGAGAGUUAGAUGUGAUGCAUUCCAAAAC
Rosa chinensis is the source of this 2236-nucleotide messenger RNA. Its product is annotated as probable amino-acid acetyltransferase NAGS1, chloroplastic. Gene Ontology annotation, cellular component: cytoplasm. Gene Ontology annotation, molecular function: L-glutamate N-acetyltransferase activity, acting on acetyl-CoA as donor. The transcript has 10 exons. The record is from RefSeq and is a predicted model, not a curated record. Bases 196 to 2004 code for a protein of 602 amino acids. Gene Ontology annotation, biological process: L-arginine biosynthetic process. Lineage: Eukaryota; Viridiplantae; Streptophyta; Magnoliopsida; Rosales; Rosaceae.